This is a messenger RNA of Brachypodium distachyon (stiff brome), 4059 nucleotides long. RefSeq lists its product as uncharacterized. The coding region runs from base 415 to 1887 and encodes 490 amino acids. The transcript has a single exon. The record is from RefSeq and is a predicted model, not a curated record. NCBI's taxonomy places the organism in Eukaryota, Viridiplantae, Streptophyta, Magnoliopsida, Poales, Poaceae.
UGUCUCAGUCUUGCCACUCCCUCACAUAUAAAAUGUUCAAUGAGUCCAACAAAAGACCGAUGCAAAAAAGAAUUAAUUUGGACCUACCUACCGUGAAUAUAAAAGAUACGAGCCAAUUUUUAAGGGUGCUUGGACAGUUGCCUUAUCGUGCUCACAUGUUUGCGUUAAGAACACAAUUUAUGUAUCUCAUAGGGCACUAGGCCAGCAUAUCGUACCGAUACAGGUACUGUAUAAGAGAUACACGGUACCGUAAAAUGUGUCACCUACCCCUUGAACUCGUCUCUGUCAACGGUUUAGUAGUUUGUCUCUGAAGACUUUUCUAUUUGGCCAAGAGCCUCCACAUUUUGGUUUAUUUGUGCCCGUGUGGCCAGGCCCAGAGAGAUUGACCAGGAGCUUUCCUCAUCCAUCCUGGCCAUGGAGAUUGCCAUAUCUGCAGUUGCAGGUGAACUCGUGAGCCAGUUCAUCUCCAUCCUGAUGAACAAGUACCACAACUCACUGAGACAUACACAAUCAGAGGAGAAGGUGGUGGAGCUGGAGAGGUUGCAGCACCUCCUGAUGAGAGCUUCCACCAUCAUCGAGGAGGCAGACGCUCGAUACAUAACCAACUCCGGGAUGAUGAUGCAGCUCAAGACGCUUGCAGAGGCCAUGUACAGAGGAUACCGCGUGCUGGAUAACUCGAGGUAUGGAGCCCUCCAAGACGGUGCAGGCUUCGACGAGGUCAGCAGCAAUAACUCAUCUAGCAGCAGCUUAUAUUUAGCCAAGCGUUCUCGAACAACAACUGAUAAGGCCACGCGCCUCGAGUCACAUGGUGCCUUGGAAAGCUUAGAAAUCGCUGUUGCUAAUAUGGCAGAAUUUGUUGUGCUUUUGGGUGGAUGCGAGCGGAUGUCUCGUAGGCCUUACGACGUUUAUCUCUACAGUGACAACUUCAUGUUCGGCCGAUAUGCCGAGAAGCAAAAGCUCUUGAGCUUUUUGUUGCAGCACAACGAUCCUCCAGCUGGUGAUCAUGCACUGGCCAUUCUUCCAAUCAUAGGUGCUGCUGCAGUUGGGAAGAAAACUUUGGUUGCUUAUGUGUGUGGCGACGAAAGGGUCCGCUCACGCUUCUCAACUAUUUUGCACUUGAAUGGAGACAACCUUAUGAGUAUACUUGACGACCAUGGAAGGAUCACAUUUGGGAUGGUGUUGGUAGUUAUUGAGUUUGCUUCUGAUGUAUGUGACGAUGAUUGGAGAAAGUUUCUCUCAUUUGUCAUAAGAAUGGGAAGAGGGAGCAAGAUCAUCAUCGUAAGUAGAAUUACAAGAUUAUCCCGAUUUGGAUCAGUGAAACCGAUUUUCCUAAGUGUUCUGUCUUACGAUGAGUUGAGGUACCUUUUCAAGACGCUGGCAUUCGGAAGCACCGACCCAGCACAACAUCCACAACUAGUACAAAUAGCAGAUGAAUUUGCCAAGGUGUUGCACAGCACACAAGGUUCACUUGUCUCUACCAAUACAUUCGCGGAUGUAUUGAGAAACAACCUUGAUAUUCAGUUUUGGUGUUGCAUAUUGGACAAGGGGAUAAGAAUGGUUAAAAGAAACCUCUCCAUAUACGGUGUGCACCCAACCACGCUUAUACAGCAAGGCCAUCCAGUGGACAUUACAGACUUUGCUUCCCAUUCACUUAGCAUGACACGCUAUACAAUUAAUGUUUCAAUCAAGGAGGAAUUGCCAAGCGUGACAUUAGGGGAACUUCUAACUGAUCCUAGCGUCAGACCAAAACAAGACUUCAUUCUAAUUUCAUGGGUAUCAAGGAUGGCCCCUCACAAUUCAUUUGCUCAUUUGGUUACAGGUCAUGCUCAGGAUAGACAUGAAGGUAGGGCCUUGGCAGGGAGAAAGCGACGAGGGGUGGCAAUCUAGUUUUCUCUCAAAACUCGUGUAAUGUAACUAUUGUUGUAUUUAUUUUAUACCAUUCAACUAAAUUUAUUAGAGAUCUCAGUAUCGUUGCUUGUUAUGGAUCGGAACGAGUAUGCUAUAUCAAAUCGAACAACCCCCCUUCACUUCUUAGAUAACCAACAAAAUCAUCUAAAGUGGCAGUCCGCAGUCCCUACUACGUACUUUCAGUAGCUCUAACUAGCUAGCCUGAACAUGGUGGCUAACUAAUGAAACCGAAAUUAAACUAACAAGAAAGAGGUCUACGCAUCAUCAAUUCAUCCGCAUAGUUCUCCUAUGUCUUUUUGUUACUGUUUAUACCAUGUUAGCGUACAAGCUUGCAAUCGACAGACCAACAGUGUACUAUAAGUGUAACUCCAUGCUACCAUUUCCUCCAAUCAAGCAAUGCUGUUUAUAAAAGAGGAUGAAGCUCUGCGUUGUAAUUGUGCAUUUGUGCUGUGUUGUGGACAUGUUGCCACGCUCAUUGGGCCGCAGUUGGAGGUGUGACGGGGCGACUCCACCUGGGUGUUGUGCCUAGAAAUGGAAAUGAUUGAUGAAGUUGUUCGCUGAUUAUCAGUGGAGAAAAAGGUCCUCUGGGAUCCAUGGAGUCCCCCUAGUGCUCGUUCAGUAGCCAAGUUAACAGGUUGAUAGAACAAUGACACCACCGUCUUCCCCUCUUCCAUGCAUGUCCCAACGCCAUGAGCCGUAUUUGAACCUGUUUGGCAGUUAGUGGGCUGUGUAGUUGGCCCAUGUGGCCAUAUGCCGAUAUGUACCUGUUAUGUAUAUUCCCACUAAAGAGAACCCUAGAAACUUAGAGAGAACAGAAGGUUAGCCUCCAUCUCUUCUUUCUACAUUGUGUCAGAGAAAUUUGAAAACAGAUGUGCCAAAGGCAUCGUGAAUUGGUGGAACGUUGCCUUGACACACUGUUUGUUCAUAUAGUUUUUUGGAAAUUUAAGAACAUUUUGUCCGAGUUGAUUUCGUUUUAGUAAGAACAAUGAGGAAAAAAAAAUCUCUGAUCAAAUUAUUGAAAACCUGAAAAGACUAGAGAAACUGGAACCAGAGUGGUGCGCCACAGUGAGUCAGCACGGGGAACCCUCGGCAGCGGGUACCCAGCGCUUGGUGCUCCCUUUAUUUUCUCCGCGCUAUCGUCUGUCGAGUGCGGAUGUCGUUUCCUUGGAGUGAUAUCUUAAUGUUUACUUGGAAUUCUUAUAAUUAAAAUAUUGUUUGUACACUGAGAUGGUUAUCUAAUUGCCUUGUGCAUAUACAUAUUGCUUAGAUGAAAUAUUUAGGUAUGCCACAAAAUUACCUUUGCGUAUUGCAAAACUGCAGAUACUAAGACGAUGGAGGCACAGAUGGAGUAAAUCAGCGAAGGAAACUCGACCAGAAUACCAACAACAAGUAACUAAGGGUAUUGAAAUAGCGCUACUAUGCCAGAAGCAUGACCCCUAUAAACGACCUUUUAUAUCAGAAAUAAUGAGCAAAUUUGAUGAAAUGGAAAGUACGUAUAAUCACAGUAGGAAUGCCAAUGACUCGACAGUUUUCCAGGUAUAAUAUAGUCUGAUAUAUGUGCUUUCCUAGAAUCUCAAGGACCCUAACCAUAUGUAUACAGACGGUUUUAUAUAUACUUCUGCGUGUAACGGAAAUUAAGCAUAUAUACUUUGAUAUUCUCUAAUGAAUUAACCCAGAUACUCGUGUAUUUUCCAUCGAAGUAUUGAAAACAUUCCAUUAGUGAUUAGGGCACCUCGAAUCUGGCGCUUGGAAAGCAAAACAAAAUGUACUUUUCUUGCCACGUAAGAUAGAAAAAGUGCAAAUUUCUUUAGCACUUGCGUACGUAUACAUGCAUGUAUAGGAAUAAAGGUAAUGGCGUAAUGCAUCUUGAUUUUGUUUCCUCGCAAGCAUGCAGAUAAAUCCGCCUCAUUGGGAGGAUGACAUGCUUGUGGUUGAGCCGCUGGAACUACAGUUUGCUAAUCCUGAGCACAACGAGAAGCAGCAGAAACUAUCAUGUUCAGUUGAGCUAAGCAAUGAUUGUCUCAAGAAAAGGGAAGAGUUAUGCUCCCUCCGUUCAUAAAGAUUGACGUAGUUUUGAACUAGCAACGGACGGAGUAUUGAAGAGUUGAUUUGUAUGGCAGCAGGGACGAGGCCAACGCCAAUGCCUAUGGA